UCAGGCGGAGUUCGGAUCUUAAAACAUUUGGCCAACUUCUCCAGCGCUCCACUUCUGCCUGCACAUAUUUGAACAGAGAAACCUUCCUGUCCAGUCUGAGGAGCAUUUCAUUGGAUAUCCGCAUUUUAAAGGGGUAUUUUUAACCGCUUGCUGGGUUUAUUCCUGGUAGAAUCCCCCCGUCAGGAGGACGCGCACCGGGACAGGAGACUUUUUCAGCUUUCUAACCACUUUUCUUUUUCGGAUUUAUUUGGUUGCACAUGCGAUGUCACGGACUAUUAAAGGAGGAAGAAAUCAACCUCGCUGAGUAGUUUUGAGAGAGUUUUCCUGAGUGUUUUUUGGGGUUUUAUUUGUUAAAAAACCAGUUGAGCAACUGGCGUCAGGACUCUAUAAUCAAUGCGGUGUCAGCUGGAAGGACGCAGGGUCCGGAUCUCACCUAAACGCUGAUACGUCUUGGGAGUGAUGCACUGGCUGCCCCUGGUUGCCAUGGUGAUUGCCUCGGCCCUGCCUUUCCCUCACAACCCCGUGUCCAGGAUUGCCGCCGCGACCACGGAGCCCGGCUCGGACCGCCGCAGAGAGCCCCAGCGUCAUGAGCCAGCCGCCCGCACGGCGGCCCCCCCGCUGGACCACAGCCUUGACGGAAACUCCUCGCACGCGGACUACAACAUGGCCGCCGCCCCACAGGACCCCCAGAACCAACAGGACUACGUCAAAUCCUCCUGGCACGCGGAGACUUCCACGGUGAGAGCAGAGAAUCAAGCAAGGCACGGCAGAAGCGGCUCGGACGGAGCUCUCAGGAUGGAGGGCAUUUCCCAGGAUCAGUCCGGACCACAGGACUACAGACCCGGCAGCAGCAGGAGGCCGCACUACUCCAGCUUCAUGGACUUUUCCAAAACGAACAACGUUCAGGACCCUACAAACCCUGCACUGCAAUUUUCUGCAGCAGAGAACCACGACACUGUCAGUCCUGCCGUCACCCCGGAAGCUCAAAGAGGACCAACGCCGACCGCUUCCUCCGGAGAGGCCAGAGGAGCGGCGGCGUCGGAGAGCGAGGGGACGGCGGGGAACGAGGGGACGGCGGUCACCGCGGAGAGCCUGACCUUGGAGGCAGCUCUGGGUCUGGAAGGCGGGUUAGAUGGCGUCCUCGAGGGAGACGAGAUGUUCCUGGACGCUCAUCCACGGGUCCUGUUCUCGCCGUCCCCGUCGCCGCCGGAGCACCCGCCCCUCCUGCUCAUGCUGGAGACGGGGCUGCUGGAGGACGACGGGGACCGGGAGGAGCAGGAGGACCUGGACAGGCUCAUCGAGGGUCACGGGGACCGCGCCCUCGACAGGAGCACCACCCCCAGCUGGGCCUCCUCGGUCCCCAGCGAUUCCGCCCGUCCCGUCAAAAGGGACAAACGCUCGCACUUGGUGGACAAGAGGCGAGGGGAGAAGUCCGUGUGCGAGUCGGAGAGUCUCUGGAACGUGGACAAGAAGACGGCCAUCGACUCUCACGGACAGAAGGUCACCAUCUUGCAGGAGAUCCAGACCCAGACGGGUCCGCUCAGACAGUACUUCUACGAGACGCGGUGCCGCCAGGCUGAGCAGCAGAGCAGGCCGCGGGGCGCGGCGGCGGCAGCCGGCCGGUCGGCGGCCACGGGCGUGGCCGGCGCCGGCUGCCUGGGCGUGGACAAGAGGCAGUGGCUGAGCGAGUGCAAGGCCAAGCAGUCGUUCGUGCGGGCGCUCACCAAGGACGCCAACAGCAGAAUCGGGUGGCGGUGGAUCCGAAUCGACUCGUCCUGCGUGUGCGUGCUGCUGUCCAGAACCAACCAGCCGGCGGGGAGGGAGGUGCUGACGGGGCGGGGGAAGGGCUGAGAGGAGGAGGAGGAGGAGGGAUGAAGAAGUGACGUCCUUCUCGUUUCCUUUCCUCCCUCCACUUCCACUGACUAUCGAAAAAACAAGAAGACCUCAACACUAGAUCUUAGGGAAAAUUGUUCUAUAGAGAGAUUUUACUUUAAGAAGUACUGUUUUUUUGUAUGAUCUAUCUUUCAUAAUCUAAGUUAUUUUUGAUUAGUAUGUAAGCAUGUGUAUGUCUCUGAUAUUAAUAUAUUCCUUUAUGUAUGUGUACAAUACGACACCAGUAUACCUUUAUGUAUGAAGCUAUGUAUAUCAGUGUGUAUUUAUAGAAGAAGUCUUGGAGGAGUUGUAGGUCUCUCCAGUGUCUGAUGAUAAUUCCAGCCUCGGCUCGGCUCCGCUCGGCUUGUGAGAGGAAGGAGCGCCACCUACUGAGGUCCCGCUUUACUGCCCCUUCCUCUCAGCCGGCGUGGCUUCAGCAGCCAAACCCCGAACCAGCGACGGCAGCGCGCUUCUGUUCUACUCAGGCUGAUGGGUCAUGAAUGUAAAAACCGAGCUCAUCUUACACACAAACACACACACGCGCUGGUGUGUUCAGUCAGCCUGUCCAUCGUGGUAAUAAAGGAUCUUUGUACUCAGUAUUUCUGUGCUAAUUAACUCCCAUCAGACGUGUCUCAGAUUAGCAGGAAGUCAAAGAGAUGAUUUAAUCUGCUGAGGAGCAGAAAACACACGCUUCACCUGAACGGAUUCAGCUGUCUCGGAGACAGAGCAUUUUCAGUUUUACCCUGAGGGGAAGUGAGGAAGGUUAAAAGGGAGAUUUGAGACACGGACAGCAUGUUUCCGUUAUUUGGUUGACGGCAGCUGUUUCAUCCUCACGGUUCCUUCGUCUCACUUUUCAGUCUAUUUUUGUUCCGUUUGUCUUCCUCUCGUCUGAUGUUCUCCCCAGUCAGUGCCUUCUGUGCUGCUGUCACGUCGUGAAUUUACUUAAAAUGCAUCAGUUCAGGCAGAGAGAAGAAACGGAGGGAAGAUGCAAACUCAACAGAAAGACUUCCUCAUCCUGGGAACCGAACCGA
This is a messenger RNA of Salarias fasciatus (jewelled blenny), 2903 nucleotides long. RefSeq names its product neurotrophin 4 (gene ntf4). The coding region runs from base 460 to 1851 and encodes 463 amino acids. Gene Ontology annotation, biological process: nerve development; negative regulation of neuron apoptotic process; modulation of chemical synaptic transmission. Lineage: Eukaryota; Metazoa; Chordata; Actinopteri; Blenniiformes; Blenniidae. The transcript is spliced from 2 exons. Gene Ontology annotation, molecular function: growth factor activity; nerve growth factor receptor binding. Gene Ontology annotation, cellular component: dendrite; synaptic vesicle; axon. The record is from RefSeq and is a predicted model, not a curated record.